GAAAACCUACUCCUGCAGCCCUUGGCUUGAAGAGUGUAGAUUCGUCUCGGGUACUUCAAAUAGGCUAAAUUUUGAUAGCUCUUCCUCUUUGAGCACAUUACUGAGGUCUACUGUAGAAAUUAAUGGAAAAAAUCAUUUAAAUAAAUAGUUCGUAGUCCGAAGAUAAUUGCGUUAAUUCCUUGAUUGUUUAUUUUUUGUGAGCAGAUCCAUGAUGUAGUGACGCAACCGGGGUGGUCCAAGAGGGAAAAUGAUCAAAAAGAAUCGGAAAGCUGACGGUGGAACGGCGAAAAUGUCCAGUAAGAGGCUUAAAGAGGUUGAGGAGCUCGUCCUACCCGCGAGCAAAUUGAAAUUCUGCAGCGAGCAGUUGCAAAAUUUGAAUUUUAUCUUCACCAAGAAGCUGGAUGAAGAAUACGACCCGGAGUACUCAAAAGCAGUGUCCCUGGCCAAAUCCAUUACUGAAAGACUGAUUCAACGGCUACUCUGCGGUGUUGGAAUGAUGGAGCCACGAUUCGCAAGCAAAUUUUUGGUUACCUUGCACGACGAUAGUGUCUUCAACGAAGAACUGGAUUACUUAGUCCGUCUCGACUCGCUGUCCACGCCCAAGCUGCACCCGACGGAGUAUUCUCCCAAAUACACCAUCGUCGAGGGUAACAGUGGAAAUCGGCUGGCAGGUUACGCGCAAGUUCGUCUACACCAACCCUACUGUGUGGAUUGGCAGGAGUUCGUUAAUCCCAAAGGAUACCUUCGGAGAGACAAGGUGCAGGCGAAAUUGGUGGAGCUUUUGAGUGUGGCGGCAUCGACCGACGUUCCGGAUUCGCCACUAACGGUGGACGAGUCGCUGGUUUGCGGUUCUCCGGGGAAAAUUAUGGAUGCGCUCACUUUGCACCAGGUGCUCCACAUCCCAUCCGAAAAGCACGUGUUUUAUGGACCAUCUGGAAAAACGCCCCGAUUUCCCAACCCUCGCGACUUUAAAUUGGCGAUAGUCGACGAUCCCAGUGGAAUACGCAUUCGCGUCGGUUUCCAUUCGCCGGCUCUAUCGUCCAUUUGCAUCGACGUUCGGUUACUCGUCGCCAUCGGUUUUGACGCUUGGCCGUCCAGCUCGAACUUUCCGGUUCGUGUUCCACUAGGACACUCAGAUUGUGUUUUGUAUUACAAAGCAGCACAAACGGGACUGUACCUGGUCGGAUAUGGGGUUCAAUCAAUCGGCUGGCAAAUAAGGUUACCCGCGGCAGAAUGCACACUGGAGAGCAACUACAGUCCAAAUAGUACAGUGAGGCGAAUUUUUCUGAUACUCUCCUCCGUCUUACGCGAAAUCAACGAAGAUCACCGCCGAUACCAGAUUUCCCAUAGAAUUCUCAACACCUACUCACUCCGAUCGGCGCUCUUCUCGCACCUCGAAGACGACCUAUCAACCCCCACGAAGGUCACCCUGAAUUGGUCACCGAAAUAUCUCUCCACGCACGUUCUGACCGUUUUGGACCUCCUAGUGAUGACUUUGCGCAAACAAAGACAGCCGAAUUACUUUUUCCCCGACGCCAACAUUCUCGUAAAUCCCGGCCACUUGUGCGAGGACGACUACGCGAUCGAAUCAAACCGAGUUAAGGCGAUCAUGCUGAGAUUCUUCGACGAAUCACUGACGUCGUUACGACGCAACGUUAACUUCACCCAAUUUUUGACCGAUCAGCAAAUCGAAAUGGCACUGCUCAACAGAUGGAAGGAACUAAUCGACGGACUCACGCCGCCUCCCUCGACGAGAGGUAGACGAAUUUGCUUCGCCGGCUCGAAACUCCGCAGAGACGUCGUCUUUACCCAGUACUCCACCAGGCAACUGGAGUACAUCGGGUUAACCUUAAAGCACCUGCUUUUGGUGAGGCAAAACACUUUGUUGUUUGGCGAUGAGCUGUACUGGGCCGAGCACUUAAACUUAUUCAACUUACAGGAGGAUUCGGUUGAAGAUGUUAUUUACAUAUUGGUAACUGUGAUCGAGCAGGCGCGCGAUAGGUACUUAGAUUGUCUUCCAGAAGCGAUCUCUCGCGAGCUAGAUAAGGCAAGACUAAGGAGGCAAAUUGAUAUUUCCACCUCCAAGCUGGUGGAACAGGUGAGAAAGGAGAGGGAGGUUGCUAACAAGGGAUACGUCGACGACACCACGCUGGUUAAAACAAUACUGAGAUGGCUGUACAAAGGGUUGGAUUACAAGAAGUACCUGGCGCCUGUUUUGCGUCCGUACUUGAGGGUGGUUUUUCUAGCAUCUCACGGCGCCUCGUGGCAUUUGGAGGCGAUUAGGAACGAGGAGUUUUACAACGAAAUUAGAGCUUUGGGGGUCUUUGCCAAAUUAGUUAAUCUCGGUAGGAUAACGCCUGCCCAGGGUUUGGUGGACGCGGUCGCCAAGAACUGGAGUUGGGCCAAAAGCAUGCUGAAGACGAUUGAAGCUGAAAAUUUAAGGCUGAUUUUUGUGUCUGGCAGCCGCAAAUCGUGUAGACACAUACUGGCCUUGCCUUCUAGGCCCAAUUCGAACCGGUCCAAGCUGUGCUAUUCCCACGACCAGACGACAAUGGGAUCGAAAGACUCCUCCAAUCCUAUUUUACUGAAACUUAGAUCAAAAGGUGAGAAACCAAGCGUGGACGACAGUUUUCAACCUCCUCACCACGUGCUGAAGAAUUUGUCACCAUUAAAUCAAACGACUAAAUACUUCCGGAGAAUGGGAGAGUAUCGCUGCCUAGGCAAUAUAUUUGAGACGAUUAUUGCAAUGAAAAAGUUAAAUAUCCUCCAAGAGGUAUCCGCACUACUGCCCGACGAGGAAGAUCGAUUGGAAACCCUAGAAGCAAUUCAAAAACUAACAAACGAGAAAGCAAAGCAAACAUUCAAUAACAAGAAAUGUAAUGCAUUUGUACAGCUCUCGAACUCAAAACGGAAAAUAAAUCCCGAAAGGCCUUCGGAAAAUCGGCAGAGAUACACGCCGAAGGAGGAGAGCGCCGGCAUUCGAGAGGUAAUCGCAAUUGACUCGGCCGCGGGCCCGGAAGAAAAACGAUUAAUAAAUGUGGAUAGAUUAGGUAUUGAAAAGGGGUUGAAACGCGAUAAGGGAACACUUAUUGGAAGUUGUCGUGCUGCUCGUAUUCGCGAGGAUACGAGCGUCGAAGAUUAUUUUAAAGUGCAGCCUCUUAAAGGACGAUCUAGUUUUAAGUAUUGAUCUGUUACACGUAGGACGAUAGUUAUUUUUUAUUUCCAUGUAACGUUUUAUGAAUCAUAGCAUCGUUUAGUUUAUUAUUAUCUUUUGUGAUAGCCUUAAUAAUGUGGGAUUGGUAGUAAA
This is a messenger RNA of Photinus pyralis (common eastern firefly), 3307 nucleotides long. RefSeq lists its product as uncharacterized. NCBI's taxonomy places the organism in Eukaryota, Metazoa, Arthropoda, Insecta, Coleoptera, Lampyridae. The record is from RefSeq and is a predicted model, not a curated record. Bases 248 to 3187 code for a protein of 979 amino acids. The transcript is spliced from 11 exons.